AUGGGCCCCAUAGAACGUAGCGAAGAUUGUGGAGAAGAAGGUAGAUGCGCUGAGGGGGAUAAUUUCAGCUCUUCGCCUAUUUUGGGCCCAUUCGCCGGACCUUGGGUGAGCGUCGAGCAAUGGAAGCAAGCCUAUCUCCUCCUAACGACGGCCCUUGACCUCCGCCUCCUUUUCUCCGGUAAUGUCGAAUCCCACAUGGGCAUCCACACGGCGUGCACACCCGGUGACAAAAUGACAUUUAGAAUGCCGUGA
This is a messenger RNA of Chaetomium globosum CBS 148.51, 252 nucleotides long. RefSeq lists its product as uncharacterized. Lineage: Eukaryota; Fungi; Ascomycota; Sordariomycetes; Sordariales; Chaetomiaceae. The record is from RefSeq and is a predicted model, not a curated record. The transcript has 2 exons. Bases 1 to 252 code for a protein of 83 amino acids.